Messenger RNA from Oncorhynchus mykiss (rainbow trout), 1119 nucleotides. NCBI's taxonomy places the organism in Eukaryota, Metazoa, Chordata, Actinopteri, Salmoniformes, Salmonidae. The record is from RefSeq and is a predicted model, not a curated record.
UGUGAGAAAGAGGCAGGAAUAUUUCUUUGUCCUGUGGCUGCAGCGCAUCUUUCGUAACAGGCCGUCGGUUGAAGAGGGUGUCCGGUUAUCGAAGUUGGCAGAGAGAGGAUCUUCUAACUAACCCAACCGUCAGACGGUGUUGGGUGACAAAAACAUUACUGAGAAAACUUGGGAGACUUAUUUUAUUACACGUGAUUCGACACUUCAUGAUUGGAGUUAUUAUUGAUCUCCAUCUGUCCGUCCCGCGCGACAGGUGAUGUGACGGAUUCCUAGUUUGGCGCGUAGAGGAGACCGUCACCUGGCAGGGCGCGCUGGGGAGGAAGGACGCUGUAAAACAGAGGCGGAGAGGAUUGCCUCUUGCAGGAUACUGUAGAGACGAAGAGGAGUGUAUCGUCCAUUCGCCUGUGGAUUUAUGCUGUUUUUAGGCUACCCCAUAACCAACUUUGGGAAAGGCUACUAGGCCGUUUGUUGUUCUAGUAUCCUGAAGACUUUAAUUACGGCAGAAUGCAGCAGCCAACGGCACAACAACCACCACCACAAACAACAACAGAUGUCCUGGACCCCACAGCUCAGUAUAGGAAGCGUCGGAGGACAGCGUUAUGGGUGACCAUCUCCCUGUUGUCUCUGUCUGUGGUGGUUCUGGUGGUGGGACUGGUCUCUGCCACCCGUACCGGGAACGUGGCUGUCGCUGGAUACUACCCUGGCAUCACCCUGAGUUUCGGAGCGUUCUUAGGGAUCGUUGGAAUUAAUUUGCUAGAGAAUCGAAGACCCAUGCUCAUGGCAGCCAUCAUCUUCAUCAGUAUGGGAGUCAUCGCUUCCUUCUUCUGUGCCAUCGUGGACGGAAUCAUCGCGGCUGAGUUCAUAGUCAGUACACACGCACACGCACACACACACACGAGGCCGCUGCUGGAGGACAGGUGUGAGUUCUACGCCAGUGGAUCAGGGUACGCCUACGACAACUAUUAUACUGAGGUGAUGUGCAGCUCAUUCAACAGUGAUUGUAAAGUGAGAAUGAAGAGCAACACCUGCUACUGCUGUGACCUGUACAACUGUGAGAGUCCAGACUACCAUACCCAGUACUAUGAGUUCACUCUGUCUCCUCUCACUCCUCCAGCCUAG